This is a messenger RNA of Polyodon spathula (Mississippi paddlefish), 2669 nucleotides long. Its product is annotated as runt-related transcription factor 1-like. The record is from RefSeq and is a predicted model, not a curated record. Gene Ontology annotation, cellular component: nucleus. Bases 723 to 2132 code for a protein of 469 amino acids. Gene Ontology annotation, molecular function: RNA polymerase II cis-regulatory region sequence-specific DNA binding; DNA-binding transcription factor activity, RNA polymerase II-specific; ATP binding. Gene Ontology annotation, biological process: regulation of cell differentiation; neuron differentiation; hemopoiesis. The transcript has 7 exons. NCBI's taxonomy places the organism in Eukaryota, Metazoa, Chordata, Actinopteri, Acipenseriformes, Polyodontidae.
CUGAGACACCAGCUCCACUGCCUGCCUGUCCACCCAGACAAACUGUCACCUGUCUCCUGUGGGGCGCAGGACCUUUCUCCUACAUGCGCCUGUGAGUUUGGACUUCUCUUCAGUGUUUAGUCUGCUAUCUUUUCUCUGGAGAAGGAUGCUGCAGCUUCCCUCGCCCUACCAACUGUUGCUUUAUUAGUUUGUGAGUGUCUGUGCUCGGGGCUGUGUUGCGCCCUUCAACUGCUUGUUUCAGGAGUGUCUGUUCUUAUGAUGAACGUGAAAGUGAAUGCACCGCGCUUCCACCUGCUGUAGUUAACACGAUCUGCCUGUGCGCUGUGUACAGGAAGCGGGGUUGGUUUCGUGGGCGAUGCGCGACUUGCCAGUGACUCACCGCCUCGGUUGGUACUGAGAGCCUCUGUUCCUUUUUAAAGUUUCGCGAAGCGCUGCUGGGGAUUUCAAGUUGAAGUGGUGCUGCUGUUGAGAGCACACGGCCAGCAACACACCGCGGAAGAAUACACCACCAAGGGUAACCAGGGUCCCCAGAGUGGUUUCAGAUGCGGCUUCGUGUUUACGCGCCCCUCCUAUGAACUUGAGAAAAGAGAGGGGUCUGCGAGGCGAGAACAACAGACAAAGCUGAACUUCGAUGAUAUAUUUUUAAACUGAAGAGUCGCUAGUUGACACUGCCAGUGUCGGGCGCUAUCCUUCCUCUCCAUCAAGCGGAAUAUACUACAGUAAUGGUUUUCCUUUGGGACGCCAAAUACGAUGCUGCCCCUGCGCGCAGGUUCACGCCACCGUCCACCACUCUGAGCCCUGGCAAAAUAAGGGAAGGCUUGUCGCUGGGGGGGCAGGAGAACAGCUCUGCCCUGAUGGGGAAACUGCGCAUUACAGACCGGAGUAUGGUGGAGGUGCUGGCAGACCACCCUGGGGAGCUGGUCCGGACCGACAGCCCAAAUUUUCUCUGCUCUGUCCUGCCGACACACUGGAGGUGCAACAAGACCCUGCCCAUAGCUUUUAAGGUGGUUGGCCUGGGCGACGUUCCCGACGGCACGCUGGUCACGGUGAUGGCAGGAAAUGAUGAGAAUUACUCGGCAGAGCUGCGCAAUGCCACGGCGGCCAUGAAGAACCAGGUGGCCCGGUUUAACGAUCUGAGAUUCGUGGGGCGCAGCGGCAGAGGGAAAAGCUUCACACUGACCAUCACAGUGUUUACCAACCCGCCACAAGUGGCCACGUACCACAGAGCCAUCAAGAUCACUGUGGAUGGACCGCGGGAGCCAAGACAGAGGUUAACGCCGCCCCCCACCCCCCUGUGUUUCCGCACGGCAGGGCACCGUCAGAAGCUGGAGGAGCAGGGGAAGCCCGGCAGCCUGGCGUUCUCAGAGCGGCUGAGCGAGCUGGAACAGCUGAGACGCACCGCCAUGAGGGUCAGUCCACACCACAACCCCCGCCCAGCCCUCAACCACAACGCCCCCUUCACGGGAGAGCCGCACAGCCAGAUACAGGAUUCCAGACAGAUGCAGGCAUCCCCUUCCUGGUCCUAUGAGCAGUCGUACCCGUACCUGGGUCAAAUCUCCACCCCGGCCGUCCACCCUGCCACCCCCAUCUCCCCGGGAAGGGCCAGCGGCAUGGCCUCCCUGACUGAGCUCUCCAGCAGGCUCUCUGCUGCUCCAGACCUGACAGCCUUCAGCGACCCCCGGAUGGGUAUCGAGAGGCAGUUUCCCACCCUGCCGGACAGCCGCUUCUCGGACCCCCGCAUGCACUACCCGGGAGCCUUCACUUACACCCCUACUCCCGUCACCACGGGGAUCGGGAUCGGCAUGUCAGCCAUGAGCAGCGCUGCUCGCUACCACACCUACCUGCCUCCCCCCUACCCCGGAGCAUCCUCGCAGGGGCAGACUGGUGCCUUCCAGACCAGCUCGCCCCCCUACCACCUCUACUACAGCACUUCCGCUGGCUCCUACCAGUUCUCCAUGAUGUCCGGGGGGGAGCGAUCCCCACCACGCAUCCUCCCGCCCUGCACCAAUGCCUCCACCGGCUCGGCGCUGCUCCACCCCAACCUCCCCAACCAGAGCGAAGGGGUGGAGGCCGAGGGGAGCCACAGCAACUCCCCCACCAACGUGGCCGAGGCAGUGUGGCGGCCUUAUUGAAUCUGAGCAACUCCCUCACCAACAUGGCCGAGGCAGUGUGGCGGCCUUAUUGAAUCUGAGCAACUCCCUCACCAACAUGGCUGAGGAAGUGUGGCGGCCUUAUUGAAUCUGAGCAACUCCCCCAUAUAUGGCCGAGGAAGUGUGACAGCCUUAUUGAAUCUGAGCAACUCCCUCACCAAAAUGGCGGUGGCAGUGUGGCAGCCUUAUUGAAUCUGAGCAACUCCCCCACCAACAUGGCAUGGGCAGUAUGGUGGCCUUAUUGAAUCUGAACAACUCCCUCACCAACAUGGCCGAGGCAUUGAGGUUGCCUUAUUGAAUCUGAGCAACUCCCUCACCAACAUGGCCGAGGCAGUGUGUUGGCCUUAUAGAAUCUGAAAUGAAAAAACAACAAAAAAAAAAAAAACAGAGACAAAAUCAAUGUUCGUGGCCACACUGAUUUUCUUUUUUUUAAUCAAAAUAUCUGUUGACUAUGCAAGAUAUUUGAGAAAAGUUGUGUUUUUUAAUUAUUAUUAUUAUUAUUAUUAUUAUUAUUAUUAU